Messenger RNA from Anguilla rostrata (American eel), 1832 nucleotides. RefSeq names its product zinc finger, matrin-type 3 (gene zmat3). The record is from RefSeq and is a predicted model, not a curated record. Bases 246 to 1316 code for a protein of 356 amino acids. Gene Ontology annotation, molecular function: zinc ion binding; nucleic acid binding. Lineage: Eukaryota; Metazoa; Chordata; Actinopteri; Anguilliformes; Anguillidae. The transcript has 6 exons.
UGAAGGAACUUUACUAAAUCUAGCCCCGGGUAUUAACGUAAACGUUAUUGCACUUUUUACUUACCUUUAUAACGUUUAUGUAUCUUAGACUUAAAGCCCAAAUGUAGAAAUGGGCCAAACGCUGGCGUUAUUAAGCGACUGUGCUCCCCCAAGCCAGCAGUUCAGUGUGAGAGCCCCUUGACUGAGUGGAAGAAGUUAGCUAAGCUAGCUUGCUCGCUAGUUAGCAGAAGGAGGAUGCGGGGAAGAUGGCGAUGAAUGUGAAGAAUAGGGGCGCUUAUUUUCAAAGUAAUGACUAUUGCAGGAAUUACAGUUCGCAGGCUAUACAUUAUGGGAAUAACAAUCACUUUUUCCCCCGGUUACCAGGCCCUGAGUCGCUGCUGAAGCCUCCACUGGAGCUCAUGUGCCAGGCUCCGCCCCCAUUCCAGCCGGCCCCGCCCCCUCAGGCCCUGGGCCCGCCUCCAGACUCCCUGCACUUCCCCCUGCCCGCUCCCCUCACUGCCAAACCCCUCCCCCACCUCCCGCUGCCGCCCGGCCUGCCCCCCAGCCUGCCCCCCAGCCCCAAGCCGCUGGAGGAGGAGGGGCAGGGGGGGCCCACCGAGCAGGACCCCACCCUGGAGGAGCUCUGCAAACCACUGUACUGCAAACUGUGCAACGUCACGCUCAACUCCGCCCAGCAAGCACAGGCGCACUACCAGGGCAAAAACCACAGUAAGAAGCUGAGGAACUUCUAUGCUGGGAGUCAGCAGCCCCCACCUGUCCGGAUACCUGAAGCACUGGAGCCAGUUGCCCAGCAACCGCAGGCCACUCCCCCCGCUGAGAGUGCUGCUCCAUGUAAACAGGCUGUGUUUAAGGGGGCCAGCCGGGUCAUUCUGGCCACAGAGAGUGAUUACUGUAAGCUCUGUGACGCCUCCUUCAGCUCCCCCACCGUCGCUCAGGCUCACUAUCAGGGGAAGAACCACGCCAAGAGACUGCGCCUGAGUGAGGUCCAGCUGAGCCCCGGCUUCCUAGAUUCAUCGGAAGCCAAUCAGAGGCGACCACGGAAAGAGGGGGCAGAGUUUAAACUGAUGAAGACUCGUAGGAACACACACCUGCCUCCCAACCUGCCAGGGCCGUACUACAACCCGCGACCACGGCAGCGAAUCCCACGAGACCUGGCCAUGUGCGUGACGCCCAGCGGCCAGUUCUACUGCUCCAUGUGCAACACGGGCGCCGGCGAGGAGGCGGAGUUUCGGCUGCACCUGGAGAGCAAGCAGCACAAGAGCAGGGUGUCCGAGCAGCGCUACCGCAGCGAGAUGGAGACGCUGGGCUACACCUGAGCGCCGCCGUCCCCGACCUGCAGGGGGCGCUGCGCUCGCUCGCCCGCGCACACAGGGCUGAGCGGCCUCACCUCCUGACUUCCCACUGCCUUUUACUACUCAUUUUAUUCUCUGUGCUACGUUUAUUUAUUUAUUAUUAUUACGUAUUUAUUUAAGGAAAAAAAGAUAAAUUAUGGUCUACACUUGAGCACGCCCUGCUGGUUAGCUCGUGAACAUGGCCUCUGCUGUUUCCGCUAAUUUAGUGUUUUCUUCUUCUUCUUCUUCUUCUUCUUCUUCUUCUGUAGUUACCUUGAGUUUAUAUGUGAUGCAGCCUGCGCCUGAGAUUGAAGCAGGAAACUUUGAGUCGCGUCAGAAACCACAUCCCUGCAAUCUCAAGAAACAUUUCCCUGCAGUCCGCACUUAGCGUAGCACCGUCCUGCUAGCUGUAGGCUUUUUGUGGCUUUCUCAGAACCUUCAGGAAAAGGUGAGCAGUUGAUGAAUCGAGAGCGUGCUCCAGGGUUAGGGUUAGGAGGGUUA